Messenger RNA from Asterias rubens (European starfish), 748 nucleotides. RefSeq names its product CDGSH iron-sulfur domain-containing protein 1-like. Lineage: Eukaryota; Metazoa; Echinodermata; Asteroidea; Forcipulatida; Asteriidae. Gene Ontology annotation, biological process: regulation of autophagy. Gene Ontology annotation, molecular function: 2 iron, 2 sulfur cluster binding. The record is from RefSeq and is a predicted model, not a curated record. The coding region runs from base 149 to 472 and encodes 107 amino acids. Gene Ontology annotation, cellular component: intracellular membrane-bounded organelle; mitochondrial outer membrane. The transcript is spliced from 3 exons.
AAGGUGUUUUAUAGGUCAAUUCCGGUCGCCAUUUCGUUAGUUUCAUCACAAGGCUUUGGACUGUUUCUCUGCAGGAUUUCGCGGACUCGAGAAGGUUCCGAAUUCCUGUUUUUGACACAUUUUGAAUAAAAAUUAAUAUUGCUUCAUCAUGACCAUCGGAUGCAAAGAUUGGCUGUAUAUUCUUCCUGCAGCAGGAGCUGUGGGCGUGGUGGCCUACUUUGUGGUGUCCAAGGUUAAGUCACAGUGUGCAAGUUGUGGUGACACCGUCAUCAAUAGAAGUGUGAUGAAGGACCAAGAGAAGGUCGUCCACUCCUACGACAUGGAGGAUCUUGCAGACAGUGUCGCUUUCUGCCGUUGUUGGAGAUCAAAGAAGUUCCCGUUCUGCGACGGUACACACAACUCCCACAACAAAGCUACCGGAGACAACGUCGGGCCGUUGUGUCUCUCAAAGAAAUGCGAAGGGUCUUCCUAGAGCUCUCACCCGCUAUUCAAAAAAGCUUCAAUGGAAUAAUCAGAGCAAUAAGUUGUUUGCUGUGUUGAAAAAAAUGUGUUUAUUAUCGUCCGAGUGGAUGUUAUUUGAAAAGUGUUGUGGAUAGUAUUUUAUAGCUAUUGGAAAAAUCAGGUCACGUUUACAAUCCCAAGAGCUACUCUGAGUAUUCCCCGAACAGGAAUCCACUGGCCAAAUGCUACUUCAAAUACCGGAAGACCUGCCGUCGAUUUCACCAAACUCUUCCUAACUUUAAAGGAU